ACAGUCGCACGUCGUGGCGCAAUCUUUCACCCAUCAAACAGCUGAAUAGCCUAUAGUUUCAGCUCCAAAGAUAGCUGCAUAACGCCUGUCUGGCCCUUUGUUUUCGCUCUCGAUCCAGAGAAGUCGAUCUCGGAUAGGCUACUGGAGAAUGGUGCAGUGGUGCCAUGAUCAUCCUACAUUAAAGGAAAAGGUUUGAUGUAUGUGGAAUCUAAAGCAAACCAGACAGGCCUUCUUCCCUGACUCAUCUUUACCAAUGUGGUUUAGACGUGGAAAGAUUACUGGACAGAGAAAAUCAUUUUGACAUCCAAGACCUUCACUUGAGUUCUCUGGCCCAACCAUGAGGGACAGACUGAGCAACCUGCAGGAAAUGUCCAACGGCCAUGUGGAGCCGAUGGAGUACGAGGAGUCCGUCGUCUCUGAAGCCUUCAGCAACGUGGAGCUCGAGGAGGAGCUGCCUCAUGAGGCGGUCGUGUGGGACAGCAGCCCUGUUCUGGAGGAGGUCUUCUCUGAGUCACAAGAGAUCCACAGAGAGAUCCAGCUCAUCCGCUUGGACGUCAAAAGGCUGCGUGAGCAGAACUCUCGAAUAACCCAGGGUGUCACCACCAUGAGCACCAUCAAAAGGGACUCCAAUGCUAUCGGUGCUGACAUAAAAGCUCGGGCAGAGGGGAUUCUGUCAAGUCUGAAAGAAAUGGAUGGCACAGCCUGCGAGCUAGAGGAAGCUCACGGGUCAAGUUCUGCCAUCACAAGAAUAUCCAGAACCCAGUAUGCCGGCCUCAGCAAUGGUUUCCGUGAUGCCAUGUUUGACUAUAACGAGGCUGAGAUGAGCCAUCGGGAGAACUGUAAAGCCCAGAUCCAGAGGCAGAUGGAGAUAGUCGGACGAGAGGUGACAGGAGAGGAGGUAGAAGAGAUGAUCGAGCAAGGUCAGUGGAACAUCUUUAAUGACAACGUCAUGUCUGAGGGCAAAACAGCUCGAUCGGCUCUGUCCCAGAUCGAGAAACGUCACCAAGAGCUGUUGGACCUGGAGAACAGAAUCAAAGGCAUCCAUGAGAUUUUCCUGGAUGUUGCGCUGCUGGUGGAGGAGCAGGGCCCCAUGAUUACCUCCAUCCAAACCAAUGUUCAGAAAACGGAUGAAGGCAUACAAGAUGCCCUUGUCAAGCUUCGCAAGGCCAAACGUCAUGACAGUAACAACCCUUUUAAAAAGAUGUUUUGCGGCUGUUUCCCAUGUUAUAACAAGUAAUGACUAAAGAACACAGAUGUGGUGAGAGGGUUGGCAAAAUAUUCUAAGUUAUUUCCAGACAAAGACAACUGGGAAAUCAACAAGACAUUAAAAAUGUUCUGCUCUUCUUAUUGUCAAAUGUUUAUUAACAUGGCCUGUGGAGUUAUUGCUCAAGAUUUGUCAGGGAGUUACAUAAAGUUUUGGGAGAAAGUUUUAAAUGAACCUUUCUUAACGGGUUUUUGCUCAGGUAAAAUAUUUAAAAUUUGUAUUUAAAAAACAUGAAUGUCUGUGAAGUUUGUAUAAGAGGUCUUAGACAGGUAAUCUCAGAUCAGAGAUAAUUUGUGACUACCCCGAGAAAAGUUGGAAAAGAAAAGAAAUAUUUCUCAUUGUCUUAGCUUGCUGAUUCAUCACAUGGGAGAUACUUUUCUAUAAACACCAUGAAAAGACUGUCAGAGAUGUUUUCAUUAAUUUGUAGAAAAUAAAUCAUGAAAAAAAAAAAGUUUGUGCCAGGCAUACUGGACUGUCUGUCGCACUUAUUCUAGAUGUGGGGAACACCCCUUUUAGUUAACUAGUGCUGGAAUUUUGAAUAAUGAUCCCCUUGAUAUACAGCUGAGAGUUCAUGUUUUAGAAAUUGUAAACUGAAUUGUUCUUGAUUGAGUUGUAAAUAUGUUCUGUUUUACUAUACAUUUAAAUGCCAAACACUUUUAAUUUCCCAUCAUUUUCUAUGAUCUACCAUCUCUUAUACAGUCAACAGUAUCUGGGCAAGAAGAACAUUUUAUUGGUUUUGUGAUGUACACUAUGUUGCUCUUCACUGCUAUUUUAUGAUUUGUGUUGUAUGAUAAUACAUUUAAGUUGUCUGCCUUUUGUUCGUGCUGUCCUGUAUACAAACAUGGAGAGUUGAAUUAAGAUAAGUGAGUCUGUUUUAUUUUAAAUGAAUCAAAACAGAAAAAUAAAGACCAAUUGAGAUUA
This is a messenger RNA of Labrus mixtus (cuckoo wrasse), 2185 nucleotides long. It is a transcript of the gene stx11b.1, whose product is annotated as syntaxin 11b, tandem duplicate 1. Lineage: Eukaryota; Metazoa; Chordata; Actinopteri; Labriformes; Labridae. Gene Ontology annotation, biological process: intracellular protein transport; exocytosis; synaptic vesicle fusion to presynaptic active zone membrane. The transcript has 2 exons. Gene Ontology annotation, molecular function: SNARE binding; SNAP receptor activity. The record is from RefSeq and is a predicted model, not a curated record. Gene Ontology annotation, cellular component: endomembrane system; plasma membrane; SNARE complex. Bases 338 to 1237 code for a protein of 299 amino acids.